Messenger RNA from Volvox carteri f. nagariensis, 702 nucleotides. RefSeq lists its product as uncharacterized. The transcript is spliced from 8 exons. The annotation marks the transcript as partial. Gene Ontology annotation, molecular function: S-adenosylmethionine-dependent methyltransferase activity. The record is from RefSeq and is a predicted model, not a curated record. NCBI's taxonomy places the organism in Eukaryota, Viridiplantae, Chlorophyta, Chlorophyceae, Chlamydomonadales, Volvocaceae.
GGUGCGGUGCUCCGGGAGGUCCUCUCUCGUCCUGAGCGAACCAAACUGGACGGAGGGGACGACCUGGCCUUCUACGAUGUUCCCCGCUUCGUAAAACACGUGGAUGCGGACUUUUUGGACAAGGUCACGGAACUGUACCGCCAACGUAUUCCGGAAGGCGCUGCCGUAUUGGACCUUUGCAGCAGCUGGGUGUCACACUUACCACCGGAGGUGUACUACAGCAAGGUAGUGGGUCACGGAAUGAACCCCUCGGAGUUAGCUCGCAACCCCCGACUGACAGCCGCCUUCGUUCGGGACCUGAACAAGGAGCCGGAGGGCUGGCCACUGGAGGACAGGAGCCUGGAUGCGGUGGUGUGCUGCGUCAGCGUGCAGUACCUCCAGCAGCCGGAGCGCGUCUUUGCCGAGAUUUACCGAGUUCUCAAACCGGGGGGUGUCUGCAUCAUCACAUUCUCUAACCGCAUGUUUUAUUCCAAGGCGAUAGCAGCAUGGAGGGAUGCCUCAGGCUACGCCCGGUGCCAGCUGGUACGGCAGUAUUUCCAGGCUGUGUCGGGUUUCACGGAGCCUCAGGUGCUGACGGAGACCCUGGGAGAGGCCGGUAGCCUAGUGGGCCGCUUGUUAGGUCCCUUGACCCGGCUGCUGCAGCGCAGCAGCUCCGACCCCUUCUAUGCAGUGGUGAGCUACCGCAACUUCCGGCCCGAGUGA